Molecule: messenger RNA, 1581 nt
Organism: Penicillium salamii
Lineage: Eukaryota; Fungi; Ascomycota; Eurotiomycetes; Eurotiales; Aspergillaceae
Source: the annotation of a GenBank genome assembly
AUGAAGUUCUCAUUGGUGGCACUGGCAACCCUUGUUGGGGCUGCUGUUGCCGACCUGGACCCCAUCGUUAUCAAGGGAUCCAAGUUCUUCUACUCCAGCAAUGAUACCCAAUUUUACAUGCGUGGUGUCGCCUAUCAGCAAACCGCCGAUGGUGAUGACUACACUGAUCCUUUGGCCGAUGCCACUGCCUGUGCUCGUGAUGUUCCUAUCAUGAAGGAGCUGCGCACUAACGUCAUCCGAACCUACGCCAUCAACGCCUCUGCUGACCACUCCGCCUGCAUGAAGCUCCUAUCUGAAGCUGGAAUCUACCUGAUCUCCGAUCUUUCUGACCCCUCGCAAUCGAUUGACAGAAGUGACCCAUCCUGGGAGACCACUCUGUACACUCGUUACACUAGCGUUAUCGACGAACUCUCUCAGUACAACAACACUAUUGGUUUCUUUGCAGGGAACGAGGUUUCCAACACCGUUGCCACUUCCGACGCCAGUGCCUUCGUCAAGGCUGCUGUCCGUGACAUGAAGAAGUACAUCAAGCAGAAGGGAUACCGCAGCAUGGGUGUCGGAUAUGCUACUGCUGACGUUUCAGCUAUUCGUGAGAAUAUGGCCGACUACUUCAACUGCGAGGAAGAGGACGAGACCAUCGACUUCUGGGGAUACAACAUCUACUCGUGGUGUGGUACCUCCACCUACGCUGAUUCCGGAUACAAAGAUCGCACCGAAGAGUUCAGCAACUACUCUGUCCCCGUCUUCUUCGCUGAAUACGGUUGCAACGACGUUACUCCUCGCAAGUUCACUGAGGUCAAAGCUUUGUACGGAGACACCAUGGCUGAGGUCUGGUCCGGCGGUAUUGUUUACAUGUACUUCCAGGAGACCAAUAACUAUGGUCUGGUCUCUGUGGUCGACAGCACCAGUGUCAGCACCAUGGCCGACUUCAAGUACUACUCCAGCGAAAUCGCCAGUGCCAACCCUACCGGUACGAACAAGGCAUCAUACACUCCUACCAACACCGCACUGAGAAGCUGUCCCACCGUCGGCACCAAGUGGUCUGCCAAGGCCUCUCCCCUCCCCCCUAGCGCCGACGUGAACCUCUGUGAAUGCAUGUACGAUGCCGCAGGCUGUGUUGUCUCCGACUCCCUGUCCACCAGCAAAUACGCCAAGCUCUUCAGCACUGUCUGCGGAUACACCGACUGCAGUGGUCUUACUGCCAACGCCACUACCGGUGAGUAUGGUUCUUACGGCAUGUGCUCCACCAAGCAGCAGCUUGCCUUCGCCUUGAAUAAAUACUACGUUGAGCAGGACCGCGCUGCCACAGCUUGCAACUUUGCCAGCUCUGCAACUACCAAGGCCACCACUGCUGCUACCGGUACCUGCUCUGCUCAGAUGAAGGAGGCUGGCACUGCCGGAACUGGUACCGUUACCACUGAGGCCACUGCUACUGCUGACACGAGCUCUGGCUCCUCUACUUCCACUUCUUCCAGUGGUGCGGCUUCCAGCAUUCACUCCAGUGCGUCUUUCGGAUCGCUCCAGGUCGCAGUCUACGUGGGUACUGCGCUGCUGGCUGGCGUUGGUAUGAUCGCGCUGUAA